Molecule: messenger RNA, 3143 nt
Organism: Saccostrea cuccullata (small rock oyster)
Lineage: Eukaryota; Metazoa; Mollusca; Bivalvia; Ostreida; Ostreidae
Exons: 4
Coding region: 327-2924 (865 amino acids)
Biological process (GO): DNA catabolic process
Cellular component (GO): cytoplasm
Molecular function (GO): 3'-5'-DNA exonuclease activity; nucleic acid binding
Source: RefSeq, a predicted model, not a curated record
CAUCUUUCUGCGCAAUCGAAGCUCUUCAAUCGAAGGAGUCUGGUAAAAUGGGAAGGAAUGUUGGUAAAAUCAGGUGGCAAAUGCUGGCCGGGCCAAAGGACAAUUAUAAUUUAUGAAAGGCAUAUCAUUUUCUUUGUUUUUAUAAAAAAAGAAUAAGAUAAUAAAAUUUUAAUUUAUCUGAAAAUUUCAGUUCAAUUAUAUAGGUAUUUUGUAAGAAAUUUGAAAAAAAAUAAAAUGUGCCCGGUUGUAAAAAGGUGCCUCAUUUUACCAGGACACACAAAGAUGGCGCCGUAGAGAUCUGACAUCGUCUGUCAAGCGGUCGAAACAUGUUGAAAAUGACUGAUCGCGAUCGAGUUGGGGGGAGAUUUGUGAAAAAGGGUACAAUGAAUAGAAGAUUAAACAUGAUGAAGAUACGUGAGGCUACUGUGACUCAAAAUGUUGCACAAACAGAAGGGCACACAUGUGAAUCGAAUGAUGAAUCAUGGAGAAAAGGGAGGCGAAUCGUUGAGUUGGAUCAUAUGGCGAAACAAAUGAACUGUUGGGAUUGUGGGCACACACUGACUUUAAAUAACAUCGUAAAUGAAAGGCGUCAAGGGUUUGCUUCAAACCUGACUAUUACCUGUGAGUGCGGUGUUCUGAAUGAAGUAACAACUGGCAAGUCACACAGAGUUAAUAAACGCGGACCUGCUGUGUUUGACAUAAACACAAAGGCAGCUUUAGGUAUGCUUCAUAGUGGAUCCGGGCACACACAGGUCACCAACUUUAUGUCUUCCAUAGAGAUAGAGGGUAUGCACCAUAGAACUAUGAAAGCCCGUGAGUGUGAAGUGGAGCCACAUAUCCAAUCUGUUGCCCAGCAGUCAUGCAGUGAGGCCUUAUUGGAGGAAAUACAGGGCAAUGUAUCAGCAAGAAGUGUAAAUGAAUCCAAUGACGGUCAGCAGGCUCGCAGCUCUGGGGAGUUUAAGUACGACAUGGGAUGGCAGAAGCGUGGGUCAGGAAGGGCCUAUAACAGUAAAUCUGGAGUGGGAACAUUAAUCGGCAACAAGUCCGGGAAAAUAUGUGGCUUUGGUGUUCGAUCAAAGGAUUGUCGCAAAUGUUCCUUUCAUACAAAUAUGGGGAAAACUCCUCCAGAACAUAAGUGCUGUAAAAAUUGGGAGGGCUCGUCAAAAGCAAUGGAGAGUAACGUUGCAGUUGAAUUAGUGAACAAAAUUGAAAAAGAAAAUGUUGAAGUAUCAGUGUUAGUUAUGGAUGACGACUGCACAACAAUGGCACGAAUCAAUGAAGAAAUUCCACAUCCGGUGAUCAAAUGGAGUGACAUUAGUCACACUAAAAAGCAUCUUGGUAACAGUUUAUACCAACUACAAAAGAAACACAAGAAUUUCAACAACAAUUGUGUCAAGUAUUUUCAAAAAUGCUUCUCUUACGCUAUUGUACAAAAUAAAAAUGAUACAGAAGCAUUAAAGAAAAACCUAAAGCAAAUAGUGCCACAUGCUUUUGGAGAGCAUGACCAGUGUGACUCAAAAUGGUGUACUUAUAAAACUAAUCCUGAAGAGUUCCGCCACAAGUCCCUUCCAUCUGGAAAAGAUCUACAGGGUGAUGAAUUAAAAAAUGACCUGAACAUUAUAUUUGAAACAUUUAUCAAUAAUGCUCACAAGAUUUCCCCUGCUGCAUCUACUAGAGAUGUUGAAUCAUUCAAUAAUUCAAUUGCUGCAAAAGCCCCCAAAAGACUGCACUAUUCUUCAUCAUCUAGUUUGCAAAAUAGAGUUAGUUGUGCAGUAGCAGAGAAAAACAUGGGCUCAACAUACGUCAACAAAGUUAACGAACUGGUGGGUGUUUCGCCUGGACGAGUUUUUCAAAAACUUGCAGAAAAAAAAGACAAAACGCGCAAACGCAGACUCGCGUAUGAAAAUACAAGAGAAUUCAAAAAAAGAAAACUUGAAAGAAAAUUAAAAAACAGUACCAUGAAUUCCGCUUCUCAAAUUCGGGAAGGAGUAACUUAUCAGUCAUCUGUUGAUUUGACACAAUCUGACGGCGAGUUUGUCAAAGAAAUACCUGCUCCAAGCAUUGUACCAACUGUCACUCCAUGUAUAUUACCAAAGAAAUAUACCUUUGUGUAUUGUGACAUCGAAACAACAUCUCUUAAUAAAACGUGUGAUAUCAUUCAGAUUGCGGCUGUUUCAGAAAAUGGCAAGUUUUCGAAAUACAUCUUACCUAGUCAACGAAUUUCAACAGCAGCUUCUCAAGUCACUGGACUGACUGUUCAUGGAAAUGUUUUGCAUUUGAAUGGUACUCCUGUAACAUCCGUUUCAUUGCAACUUGCAUUGGCAUCAUUUCUGGCAUGGUUAGAUGAUCAAAAGCCUUGUAUUUUUGUAGGACAUAAUUUCUUGAGGUUUGAUUUACCUAGGGUCUUACGAAAUUUUGAAAUUUGUCAUUUUCUUCAUGCUUUAGAACCAGUUGUAUUAGGUGUAGUAGACACACUACUUCUGUUUAGAGAAGUUUAUCCUGGUCUGGAAAAAUAUUCACAAGAGUUUCUUGUUACAUAUUUUUUAAAUGAAAACUAUGCAGCUCACAAUGCUGAGGAUGAUGUUCUUGUUCUUCAAAAACUUGUUCAACAUGUAAAACCGUGCACUGAAGUUCUUGUACGCCACAGUUCAAGUAUGCAUACCUUGGUUGAGAAGUACCUUUUUGACAAAAUUGUAGAUAAAAACUUAAACACCUUGUUAGUUUUAUGCAAUGAUAAGAUACUUUCAAAGCAAAUGUGUAAAAAGAUUGCUGAAAGUGGAUUAAACUUAGGUCAUCUAAAACUUGCUCACACCAGAGGUGGUUUAAAAACACUCUUGUCUGAAAAAUUCGAUGGGAAACCUCGAGUAACAUCAAAAAAAUGUUUACUUGAAAAAGUAAAUAAGUAUUUUGAAGACAAACAGUAAGGCAAAACAAAUUUUAGCUGAAUGUAACAAUAGACAUUAGACGUUUAAUUGGCUGUAUUUGUACAUGUAUAGUUUUUUUGCAUCUUAGUUUUACAAGCUCUGUAUAGCUGUAAACAUUUGAAUGUAUAUAUGGCCAUACCAAUUAGAAAAGUAAAUAAUAUUUCUGUAGUUUUUUAAUUUCAGCAUUUAAGGGACAUUAUCCCUCUGCUAAGAAGGAUA